Empidonax traillii (willow flycatcher) is the source of this 1715-nucleotide messenger RNA. Its product is annotated as protein cordon-bleu-like. Gene Ontology annotation, biological process: actin filament network formation; actin filament polymerization. Gene Ontology annotation, cellular component: plasma membrane; dendritic growth cone; axonal growth cone. Bases 159 to 1451 code for a protein of 430 amino acids. Lineage: Eukaryota; Metazoa; Chordata; Aves; Passeriformes; Tyrannidae. Gene Ontology annotation, molecular function: actin monomer binding. The transcript is spliced from 10 exons. The record is from RefSeq and is a predicted model, not a curated record.
GUGGGGGCGAGGGAGGGGGCGAGGGCGGCUCUCACUCCUCUGCUCUCCUCUCUUCCCUCCCUCUCGGUACCCCCGCCUCCGACCUUCGCCGCUGCCCCGCUGCGGGAUCGCGUCUUGGACCGGCCCGUCCCCUAAGAAGUGGUGAGGGGGGCCCGGCCAUGGAGACCCUCGUGCGCCCCGGGGCCAGCAAGCCUCCCACCGGGAAAAGAAUGAAAGCUCGUGCUCCUCCUCCACCAAAUCAACCUCCUGCAGCAAGUAGAAUUCACAGUGAUCACAAGUCCCCUGCAGAGACAGCUGUAAUUUCUGAUCAGAACCUCAUGAGCAUGAAGGAGAACAUGAUAAACAGAUUGGUGGACUUCACAGUCAUUCUACCCAGUGGGGUGGAGCAGAAGAACACAGUACAAGGAAGUAAAGCUGUGAUGGAUGUAUUAGUUGAUUUAUGCAGCCAGUAUCGCUUAAAUCCAUCCCAACACAGUCUUGAACUGAAGUCUUCAGGAACUCAACAAGUUCUGAGUUACAAGCCAAACACUUUGAUAGGAGCACUGGACGUAGAGACAAUACUUCUGAAAGAGAAGGUUCCUGAAGAGAAGGCAAAGCGACCUCUGCCAAGAGUCCCUGAGAAAUCUGUGAGGCUGGUAGUGAACUACCUGAAAACACAGAAGGCUGUGGUUCGAGUUAGCCCAGAGGUGCCUCUUCACAACAUCAUCCCAGCUAUUUGUGAGAAGUGUGAAGUCAGUCAAGAGCACAUUGUUCUUUUGCGGGAUGGCAUAACUGGGGAGGAACUGGAGCUUACCAAGUCCUUGGAGGAGCUGGGGAUAAAGGAGCUGUAUGCCUGGGACAGGAAAAAAGUUCCUCCAUCAAAAACUCAGUCUGAACCUUCUCUGAACUAUAGAGAACCAAAUCGAAAGGCUUCAGUAAGCAAUGAUGCAAUAGAAAAAGAAAAGACACGACUUCUGGGAUUGUUUAACGCUGAUAGAAGAAGUAGCAAGACAGAAGAAUACUUGAGGAUGAACAGAGAUUGUGGUGAGGAGGAUGUUUUUAGUUCUGCAUCUACAAGUGAAGGAAGCUUGGAUGGUUUUUCCACAGCACCAAAUUCCCCUUCAGUGAAUUCUCGUUCCAGUGGCCUGGGUCCAUCACUGUCCCUUGGUAACAUCUCUGGAAUGACAGCAAACCCAGAAGUGAAAAAGCGCAGAGCACCUCCUCCACCAGUUGUGACGCCAGUGUUGCCGAACGUGGAGGUGAGAGGUCAAGAAAAGACAGCAGCACAGAUAUCACAAGGAGCAUCUCUGAAUGAUUUAAGGAAAAAGAAGAGGCGUGCCCCUCUUCCACCAGCUGCAUCUGCUCCACCCACUCCUGCCAUGCCAAACAGGACAGAAGAUAGGGAAGACAAGAGGAAGAGCACAAUGGUUUACUGUUGUGCAUCAUUCCCUUCAUACACCAAGCGCAUCUGACAGACCUUUCCUCUUCUAUGACCUUCAUACUUCCGAACCUCCUGUUGCCUCUGCUACUCUGAUUCUUCUGUUGCCUUCCUUUUUCCCCUGCUGGAAAAGAACGUUUUUUUUCUGACUGAGAUUUUGGCUUCUUUUAUUUUUAAACUCACACAUUCUCUUUUAAUUAUUAUUGAUUAUUUUUGGUUGUGGUUCAUAUUCAUUUGUCAGAUGUAUGCUCCAGAACUGUAUGCUGUGUUAUUUAAAUCUAUAUAUCACCCUCAAAAA